AUGUUUCGCGCUACACGAGCCCUCCAAGCCGGUUCUAUGUUCCGUGCUACCGCUGUCCGCCGCGCUGGCGUUAUCGAGCAGGUCAAGAUGGGCUUGCAGUCGAGUGAGAAAGGAAGCGGAAAGGAUGCUGUGUUGAAGAAGGGUGCCAAAAGAGAUCCUGAGCUAUACAUUCUGCUUGGCAUCAUGUCUGGUGCUUUUGCGCUGGCCGGAUUCUACUUUGGUCGAAAGCCAACUUCAGCUACCUCCGAGGCCGAGGUGUCAGUAGCUAACAGCUCGAUGCCUUGGGAAGUUGACCACGACGAUGAGGACCACAGCAAGCACUUUAAAUACCAAUAUCAUCCUAAGGGAGACAAGAAUGCUCAGCCAAAGAACGCUCCAAGUGCGUUGAACACAGUCAUUGUGCCAAACGUAACGUUGCCAAGGGAGCUACACGAUAUGUUCAACAAAUGGGUCACUACAGAAGCCAGCCAGAUGGCAAGUUUCAACCACCAAAGAGACCUCCGACUCCUACAAUCAAUACUACAGGCGCCUACAAGCGCAAGAACCGCGCAGGCUCGUGCAACGACGGUUCGCAGCAGCUCAAUAUGUAGGGCGGAUCAACCUUCAGUAAGACGUUUCUCCAUCUUGCAGCGGCCGGCUCCCAACUAUCCAGGCCAUGUGCCAUUGACGAGCAUUGAGCGUAUUGGUCUGGCAGUGGGUAGCGCUGUUGCAUCUCUUGCCAAUCCUCGUCGAGGAGACAUGAUCGCCGCCCUCGGUGAAGCAACAGCUCAGCCUUUCUUCAUCCGACGCCUGCGAGACCGCAUGCUCGCAGAUCCCGCUGGUCGACGUAUUCUCCGCGACCGACCACGAAUAACCUCAAAGACCAUGUCACUCGAGAAACUGCGCCAGUUACCUGCGAGCACGGUCGGAAGAACAUAUGCGGAAUGGUUAGAUCGUGAGGGCGUGACACCAGACAAAAGGGACCAAGUGAAGUACAUUGAUGACGAAGAGGAGGCAUAUGUCAUGCAGCGGUACCGCGAAAGCCACGAUUUCUACCAUGCUUUAACUGGCCUGCCGAUUUUUGUGGAAGGUGAAGUUGGGCUGAAAGCUUUUGAAUUUGCGAAUACUGGUCUUCCCAUGACUGGUCUGAGUUUGGCUGCGAUACUACGACUGAAGCCUGCGGAGCGGAGGAGAAUGUUCGAAACAUACCUACCUUGGGCUUUCGCAAACGGUUGGAAGUCCAAAGAUGUGAUUAACGUGUAUUGGGAAGAGGAGUUGGAGACUGAUGUUGAAGAUCUGAGGAAGAGGCUAGGUAUCGAGAGGCCACCAGAUCUGCGUGCAACCAGGCGCAAGAUCCGAGAAGACAGGAAAGCGGCCAAGGAGGCCAAGCAGACAGUUGGCGUGGACGGUGUGAUCCUGUGA
Molecule: messenger RNA, 1401 nt
Organism: Lithohypha guttulata
Lineage: Eukaryota; Fungi; Ascomycota; Eurotiomycetes; Chaetothyriales; Trichomeriaceae
Gene: COQ4
Product: Ubiquinone biosynthesis protein
Exons: 4
Coding region: 1-1401 (466 amino acids)
Biological process (GO): ubiquinone biosynthetic process
Cellular component (GO): mitochondrial inner membrane; mitochondrion
Source: RefSeq, a predicted model, not a curated record